GGAACCACUCCCGUCGUUUGAAUCUCGAUUCGGCGGUGAGAAGCCCUAAUUUUCCCUUGUGUUUGAACUGAAUCGAAGAUUCGAAUGAGGCAAUGGUGAAAACGGAAGUGAAGAGUGAGAUUGUAGAGGACAUGACAAUCAAAGAGAAUAAGCGGCGGCGCGUGGGUAGCUCGGAUGACGUGCUAGAUAGGAAGUUCAAGAGGACUAUGCUCUGCGUGGCGAAACCGUCUUACCUUCUGAGUCUUCUUGAGCGGAGUAGUACCCGAAGCAAUUACCUCAAAAGGUUGCCAAAGAUCCUCAGUGAGCUGCUUCGCCAGAGAAACUGGAGAGAAGCAAGCGGUGUUCUUAGCCUUUUGAUGCAAGGGACUAUGAGAGAUGGCUCUCCUACCAUGAACCGCCUCAAAUACGAGGCUCAAAUACAGAUUCUGAGUCACUUGCAACCUGACAAAAACAAUGUUGAGGAGAUUGCAAGAAUAUAUGAUACUUGGAUUGGGAAGAUUGGUAAACAGUAUAAAGAGGAGAGGCUCAUGGUUUGGUUCGAACAAAUUUGUCAUUUACUUGACCAUGGUAUGGAGAAGGAGGCCGAGUAUGCUGCAAUUGGUAUGAUGCGGAGCCGUGAUCUGGGGAACCUUCCACGCACCAAUCUAUAUAUAGGAAUCACAUGCUACAGAUUGUGGUGUCGGAAAUACUCAAACGAGUUGGAACCUAAAGACGCAGAUUGCAGUGACAGCAUAUCUAAUAUGUCGGAGUCAGGAUCUGGUGUUAUGGCUGAGUGUUCACCCAGGAACGAGUCUGUUUACUCUGUGGAGUCUUCUGUUUCUGUUAGAAACGAAACAGAGGCUUCUGUAGGGAAUUAUGAAGUAAAUUCUGAUGCGUCCACCCGUGACUCAGGGUCAGUGGUGGAGGUGAAGGUGAAGCUGGAGAAUGUAAAACUAGAGAGUCCUCAGCAUUUUACCGAACCACCACGAACCUAUGCCUCAUCUGAAGAAAACGAAGAGCCUUUGAGAGCUGAAGUUGCAUUCGAUCCCGCUCUUAUUCAAAUUCUUGGGGACAUAGAUCCAUGGUUGCUUCCUUUGAAACCGCCUGAAGAUCCUGAUUUCCAUGGAAAGAUAGUCAAUGAUUCUUAUUAUAAGGACGCAGUGGAGUAUCUGCGGCUUACGAUGCAGUCUCCUCGUUAUGUAUCUUUGGCUGCAUUACAUCCUCUUGUACAGCUUCUCUUAAUUGGAGGCCGUGUAGAUGAAGCGAUGAAAGUGGUUGAGGAGAUAUGUAACAAAGUACAUGAUAUCAAACCUUUCAGGAUUAAGGCUGUUAUGAAGGAGAAGUUUCAUAAUAACAGCGACGAGCUCGCAAAAUGCUACGAAGAUAUCUUAAAGAUUGAUCCUAGUUGUGUAACUACUCUGAAAAAGCUUAUUGAGAUGUCAAAAGAAGAUGAUUAUAGUAGAGAGUCGGUACUCGAAAUGAUAGCAUUGCACGUAGAAGCUUCUUUUCCGGAGCCUGAAAUCUGGAAAGAGUUUGCAGAGAUGUUGAUUCUCUUCUUUGAGAAUGUUGAUGAAGACCGAAUGUCGGUGUGCUUCAACGGAUCUGGGGAAGAAGGGUGUCAACAAACAUACUCUGUUCGAUACAACCCGACACCUAGAAUGUUCACUGAUACAUCAUGGACGCUUCGAGCUAAGUGGUGGCUUAAUCGCCAUUUCUCCCCCGAGAUACUCGAGACAGAAAUGAAAAAGCUUGAGGCAGAAAAGAACAACGGUGAUUUGGAGGUGAUGAGAUUGAUGAGUUACAAAGCGGCAUGUGCAAGUCGUCUCUACGGACCAGAGUUUGGUUAUGUUACAAAAGUGUAUGGUUUGCUGGAGAGUAAUAGGAACAACGUUUGUAUGUUUGAGAAUGUUGGCAACAACAUAGGUAUGUUGGAGAAUGAUAGGAGCAGUUUAGAGUUAUUCUACUUUGUGCGAAGACACAGGCAGAAUUGGAACAAAAUAUACGACUUAGAAUAGUUCACACACGAUACAUUUUUGGUUUUACUAAUAUUGUAAGUUUUAUAUUGAUGUAACAAUAUGGGAACUACUAAAUUUUGAGGUAUUAUAAUCGGGGAAUGAAUUGUAACUUUGUGUUUUUAGUUGUA
Eruca vesicaria subsp. sativa (arugula) is the source of this 2122-nucleotide messenger RNA. The record is from the annotation of a GenBank genome assembly. NCBI's taxonomy places the organism in Eukaryota, Viridiplantae, Streptophyta, Magnoliopsida, Brassicales, Brassicaceae.